GCGUGCACUGUUCGUGCCGAGACCGAAAUAAAGACUAAGUUCGAGACCCUUCUUGUAGCUUCUUUAGAUUUUUGAGCGAAGAUGGCUUCAGUUCAACUGGGUGAAGGCGAAAAGACAUUUAUAAUACAUGGAAUUAAGGAUGACCUGCGGUCAGAUGGGAGAACAUGCCUAUCUUAUCGAAACUUUGAAUUGGAAUGUGGAGUAGUGUCCAACACAAGUGGAUCUGCAAGAUUGAAGCUUUCAAACACACAGGUUUUAGUUGGUGUUAAAGCUGAAAUGGGACCACCUAAUCAAUUAAAUCCUUCCCGCGGCACAAUAGAAUUCUUUGUAGACUUCUCAGCCAACGCAUCACCCAAAUUUGCCGGGCGGGGUGGAGAUGAGCUGGCAGGAGAGAUAUCCAACAUGCUUGGGCUUGUCUACAAAAAUGAAAAGAUGUUGGACUACAAAUCACUGUGUGUGAUAGCUGGUCAAUGUGUAUGGACACUCUAUGCUGAUAUAGUUGUGCUGGAAUGUGGAGGAAAUCUCUUUGAUGCCAUUGCUCUUGCAGUUAAAGCAGCUCUCUAUAAUACAAGGAUACCUUUGGUGACCGUACAGAAAGACAUGGAUGGGACUGAAGACAUUGAGGUUUCUAGUAACCCACAUGAUUUCAUCACAUUGGAUACCAAGAAUCUACCUGUACUAGUCACAGUCACUAAGUUUGACUCUGGUCACAUCGUGGAUGCAACACUUGAAGAAGAGGCAUGCAGCAUGGCCUGCAUAGUUGCAGCUGUCAACAAAGAGGGCGCCAUAGAUGGUAUAAUGAAGAAGGGAUCAGGAAGUCUGACGAUAGACAGUAUUCAUGAGAUGCUUGAUUCAGCCAAGCAGAUUGGUAAAGACCUGAACAUGAGCCUUGAUGUGUUCCUGUCAAAGAAAGGAAGAGAGAUGUCAAGCAAAGGAUUCCUCUCAUGAUGGAACAAUGGCCUUUGAACUUUGAUAUGGAGUCCAUUGAACUUUUAAACUCCAGACCAAGCAGAUGGGACGAGUUUGGAAAAUUUUCCUGUUGAAGAAGAGGAGAAAUACCAAGCAUUGGAUUCUUCUUAUGAUGGAACAUUGGCCUUUGAACUUUGACCCGAAGCCAAGUGGAUAGGACAAGCUUUGAAACUUAUCCUGCGUAAGAAACAAAAAUAAAUGUCCAGCUAAGGACUUAUCUUGUAGAAUAACAACCUUUGAACUUUGACAGGGAGUCCAUUGAACUCUGAACUCUAAACCAAGCAGACGAGCUUCAAAUUAUUUCCUGAGAAAGAGAGGGAGCUAAACAUUGGAUUACUCAUAUAGUGAACUAUGACUCAGUUUAUUCAUGGACCUAUGCUGAAUUUUAGCUGAGCAGAAUUGGAAGGACCUGACUAUGCCUUUUACAUUUUUUGUACGGCAUUUUCAUAGACUAAAAUGUACAUGUAUUAAUGUAUAUUUUAUAUUUUUUACCCAGAAAAUGGACAAAAAUGAAUACGUAUCUAUCUACGAUUUUGUUCAUAGAAAUUUGUAACUUUUUUUUCUUUUGAAAGUCUGGGUGAUAGUUUUUGAAAGAAGUGAGAUUUUUUCCAAAAUUUAUGUGUUUUGGGUAAAACUUGGCACAUGCACUGCUAUCUAUCUGCUUCAUUAUGAAUAGCAGUAAUUAAUACCAUGGUCACAUUUGCUCUACGGCGGCCGUACGGCGAGUCGGAAACAGUCGUUUUAUUCAUUUUUAU
Messenger RNA from Lytechinus variegatus (green sea urchin), 1724 nucleotides. RefSeq names its product exosome complex exonuclease RRP42-like. The coding region runs from base 82 to 948 and encodes 288 amino acids. Gene Ontology annotation, biological process: U1 snRNA 3'-end processing; U4 snRNA 3'-end processing; TRAMP-dependent tRNA surveillance pathway. The record is from RefSeq and is a predicted model, not a curated record. Gene Ontology annotation, cellular component: nuclear exosome (RNase complex); cytoplasmic exosome (RNase complex). The transcript is spliced from 7 exons. Lineage: Eukaryota; Metazoa; Echinodermata; Echinoidea; Temnopleuroida; Toxopneustidae.